CACCAGAUAGCGCUACCUCGUAAUCGGAUGCCAUUAGAUAGAUCGGAAGGAACAAAUGUCUUUGAAUCAAUUACGUUCCCGUUCGGAACGCAUCGCCGUCGUUGGAGCGGGAGUCGUCGGUUUAUCGACUGCUUUGUGCAUUCAAAACAAACUUCCCGAUGCGCGUAUUACGUUGAUAGCGGACAAAUUUAACGAACAAACGUUAAGUGACGGGGCGGGCGGAUUGUUUCGCCCCGAAUUAGACAUUGGACCGAGUAUCGAUAUUUUAAAGCAAUGGUGUAAAGAUAGUUAUGAGCAUUUUUUAUCAAUUUUAAAAUCAGAGGAUGCUGGAGAAGCUGGAGUACAGUUUGUUUCAGGAUUUUAUUUGUCAAGUUUGGAUGAAAUUCAUGAAAAUCCUUUAUUAAAUGAAUUUUUACCAGAUACAAGAAAAAUGUGCAUUAAAGAAUUGUCUAUGUUUCCAGAAAGCUUUAAAAAUGGAUUAUUCUUUACUACAAUUAUUGCUGAUUGUAGAAGAUAUCUUCCUUGGAUGAUGAAACAAUUUCAAGAGAAAGGAGGCAUGGUUGAAAACAAAACUGUAGAAAGUUUUGAUCAGCUUGCAGGUAAUUAUGAUACAGUUGUAAAUUGUACUGGUUUGAGAGCCAAAGAUUUGACAAAAGAUUAUAAGUUGGUUCCAAUUCGAGGUCAAACUAUAAAGGUUAAAGCACCUUGGAUUAAACAUUUUUUUUAUGGUGAUGAAGUUUACAUUAUUCCAGGAAUAGAUUAUGUUACCCUUGGUGGAAUUAAAGAAUAUGGAAGUUGGAAUAUGAAUAUUAAUCCAUAUCACUGUAAUUUGAUUUGGGAGAAAUGUUUAAAAUUAGUUCCAAGUUUAAAGAAAGCAACCAUAGAAUGGAAUUGGGUAGGACUCAGACCAUUUAGACAGCCUGUUCGUGUUGAAAAAGAAAUAAUUCAAUACAAAGAUAAGGUUCUUAAGAUAGUGCAUAAUUAUGGACAUGGAGGACAUGGUGUUACUCUCUCUUGGGGAACAGCAAAACAUGCAACAGAACUUGUUGUGGACUUGACAAAAGAAGGAAGUUGUCAAUAACUUGAAAUCAUUCUUAAUGAUGUAAAUUAAUGAAAAAGAAAACAAUGUUUUAUUUUUAUGUUGAGUAAUUAAAGAAUUAUUCAAUAGGAGUAUAAUUUUGAAAAAAGUGAGUACAAUAAAGUUUUAAU
Centruroides sculpturatus (bark scorpion) is the source of this 1209-nucleotide messenger RNA. Its product is annotated as D-aspartate oxidase-like. Gene Ontology annotation, molecular function: D-amino-acid oxidase activity; FAD binding. The record is from RefSeq and is a predicted model, not a curated record. The transcript is spliced from 10 exons. The coding region runs from base 56 to 1081 and encodes 341 amino acids. Lineage: Eukaryota; Metazoa; Arthropoda; Arachnida; Scorpiones; Buthidae.